Messenger RNA from Polypterus senegalus (gray bichir), 1054 nucleotides. Its product is annotated as ficolin-2-like. Bases 49 to 1026 code for a protein of 325 amino acids. NCBI's taxonomy places the organism in Eukaryota, Metazoa, Chordata, Cladistia, Polypteriformes, Polypteridae. The transcript has 8 exons. The record is from RefSeq and is a predicted model, not a curated record.
GCAUCGCUCAGAGGAUCCGUGCUUUGAGAUUAUAUUGUCAUUUCAGUCAUGCAGCUUCAAGUGGUCAAGACGACACUGGUCAUUACUCUACUUUUUCCAGCUGUACUGUGUGAAAGUGGCACCAAUUGUCCAGAGGUAAAAGUGCUCAACUUGGGCUCUGAAAAAUUCACAGUCUUGCAGGGAUGCCCUGGGUCUGCAGGCACACCUGGUACACCGGGACAAAAUGGUUAUCCUGGAAGCAAUGGUCAAAAUGGCACUCCAGGGAUUAAAGGAGAGAAAGGGGAGCAAGGUACCUACGGCAAGAUAGGUCCUCAAGGAGAGAAGGGAGACAAAGGAGACAGAGGAAGCCAAGGAAUCUGCGCGACCUUCAAUGAUUCUCUUUGUCAGAUAGGUGCCCGGAACUGCCUGCAGCAUCUCGAGCGGGGAUACACAAUCAGUGGCUGGUACACAGUGUACUCCGACACCUGCAAAGCAGUGACAGUUUACUGUGACAUGGACACCGAGGGUGGAGGCUGGACAGUUUUUCAACGACGCAUGGAUGGCUCAGUGGAUUUCUAUCGAAAAUGGAAUCCAUACAAAAUUGGCUUUGGAAAACAGCAAUCUGAGUUCUGGCUUGGAAAUGAAAACAUUCAUAUUCUGACUCGAAAUGGUAAUUAUGAACUGCGAGUGGAUUUAGAAGACUUUGAAAAUAAUAAAGUCUAUGCAAAGUAUGAGUCUUUCAAAUUGGAGGGGGAGACAGAUCUAUACAGACUUCGCCUGGGAAUAUACACGGGAGGCUCUGUAGGUGAUUCGCUUGCUCUUCAUAACAACAAGCCAUUCUCCACAUAUGACAAAGAUAACGAUGAAGGCACUCAAAACUGUGCGGUCAUUGUGAGUGGAGCAUGGUGGUACACAGACUGCUAUGGUUCCAAUUUAAAUGGGAAAUAUUUGAAGGGCCAAGGAGGGCCUUCCAGUUAUGGCAUUGAUUGGGCAUCAGGGAAAGGGGUCGGCUACUCUUACAAGUACACUGAUAUGAAGUUUCGCUGAUUUUGUCACCUGCUGUUCUGACAUCCAA